UUCAUUCAUAAGAAUCAAGAAGAACGAACCAUGGAGAUUAUUGCCAUGCUUGGUUACUCAGUUCUGUCCGUAGCCAUAUUCUUCAUAUUCAACCUUCUCAUUCAAUCUAGAAGCUUCAAGAACCUCCCACCGGGUCCACCCUCUCUUCCCAUAAUAGGAAACCUCCACCACCUCAAGAAACCCCUCCACCGCCACUUCCAAGGCCUCUCUGAGAAAUACGGUGACGUCUUCUCCCUCUGGUUUGGAUCCCGUCUCGUUGUCGUCGUUUCCUCCCCAACCGUCGUCCAAGAGUGCUUCACCAAAAACGACGUCGUUUUAGCAAACCGCCCUCGCUUCCUCUCCGGAAAAUACAUCUUCUACAAUUACACCACCGUUGGAUCCAGCGAAUACGGAGAGCACUGGCGCAACCUCCGCCGCAUCACCUCCCUCGACGUCCUCUCCAACCACCGCCUCAACUCGUUCUCCCCGAUCCGAAGGGACGAAACCACCAGACUCAUCCGGAAACUCUCUGAGGACUCUACCGAGAACUUCGCCAAAGUGGAACUGUCGUCCAAGUUCUACGACAUGACGUUUAACAACAUCAUGAGGAUGAUCUCUGGGAAGAGGUACUACGGCGAGGACUGUGAUAUGGCGGACGUGGAGGAGGCGAAGCAGUUCAGGCAGAUGAUUUCGGAGGUUCUGCAACUGUCCGGGGCUAACAACAAAACCGAUUUCAUUCCGUUGCUUGGGAUGCUUGACGUUGACAACUUGAAGAAGAGGCUGGUGACCAUUAGUGGUAGGACUGAUAAGUUCUUGAACGGUCUUCUUCAGGAGCAUCGCACCAAGAAUCAGCACCAAAACACCAUGAUUGACCAUCUUCUUAGCCUCCAAGACUCCCAGCCUGACUACUAUACCGAUCAAAUCAUCAAGGGACUUGGCUUGGCCAUGCUUCUGGCUGGAACGGACUCCUCUGCUGUGACUCUGGAAUGGAGUAUGUGCAACUUGUUAAACCAUCCGGAGGCGUUGAACAGAGUAAGAGAAGAACUGGACACUCACGUUGGUCAAGAUCGCAUAGUAGACGAAUCCGACAUUCCAAAAUUCACUUACCUUAGAAAUGUUAUCAAUGAGACGCUUCGUUUAUACACACCAGCACCCUUGCUGCUACCCCACUCCUCUGCCGAAAAGUGUACUAUAGGAGGCUACAACAUCCCAAAAGACACCAUAGUCCUUAUCAACGGUUGGGCCAUUCACCGGGACCCCAAGAACUGGGAUGAAGCAACGAGCUUCAAGCCGGAAAGGUUCGAAAGAAAAGGGGAGUUGGAAAAGUUGAUUGCGUUUGGGUUGGGGAGAAGGGCGUGCCCUGGUGAAGGGUUGGCUCUUAGGGCAAUAAGCUUGACCAUUGCUCUUUUGGUUCAGUGUUUUGAUUGGAAGUGCGUUGGUGAUGAAAAAAUUGAUAUGACUGAGACCGAUGGCUUCACUUUAACUAAGAAGGUUCCAUUGGUGGCUUUGUGUAAAACACGACCAGUUAUCAACCAGCUUAUUAAGCCCUAAAUUUUAUGCAUAGAAAGUUUUCUUUUUCCAUGCCCCUGUAUACGACCUCGUACUCAAAUAAGUGAAUGUAUAAAGGGUCGUGGUCUUUACAACCAUAUUAUU
Messenger RNA from Arachis stenosperma, 1632 nucleotides. RefSeq names its product isoflavone 2'-hydroxylase-like. Gene Ontology annotation, molecular function: oxidoreductase activity, acting on paired donors, with incorporation or reduction of molecular oxygen; iron ion binding; monooxygenase activity. Lineage: Eukaryota; Viridiplantae; Streptophyta; Magnoliopsida; Fabales; Fabaceae. The record is from RefSeq and is a predicted model, not a curated record. Bases 31 to 1530 code for a protein of 499 amino acids. The transcript is spliced from 2 exons.